Messenger RNA from Anastrepha ludens (Mexican fruit fly), 3243 nucleotides. RefSeq names its product myb-like protein AA. The record is from RefSeq and is a predicted model, not a curated record. The transcript has 5 exons. Bases 488 to 3178 code for a protein of 896 amino acids. Lineage: Eukaryota; Metazoa; Arthropoda; Insecta; Diptera; Tephritidae.
UACUGUAGCAGUGCCGCUGCCGCUGCUGUUGCUGCUGCUUCUUGCAAUAUUGUGUUCUGUUGUGUUGCUAACUUGUGUAGUAAAUGGUUGAUCGCUUGAUUGUUAACAACAACAUCUACCAGUAAAAAUUCAAAAAUGAACGAAGUAGGAAGGCAAAUUUUUGUUUUGCUCAAUGGACACAUGAAACAAGUGCAGUUAAUUUGUUGACAACAAAUAAAUUACAUAUAUACAUAAAUGUAUAUGAAAUUACAUUUGUAUAAAUAAAACCAAUACAACUCAGAAAAUGUGAAGUGUUUAAAUGGUCCGAAAAGUAAUUAAAGAUAUAUACAAAGUGGAUCAAAAUUAAUCACCCUAUCGGAAGAUUUAUAAUUUUUGUAAAUGGCGUCGUAAGUCAAUCAUAUAUGCCACUUGUGUACUAGACAGCUGCAGUAUACAAACAGACAAGCAGUGGAGCACGUAAAGGUGUAGCUGCAUUUUAAUUCGCGUAAUGAAACAAUCCACCUUUUUAAAUAAAAUAUUACGUCAGUUUCGGAAAAAACAAGUAUGCACUGAAGGUAAAUCAAUUAAUAAGUCCAUCAAUUGGGAAAGGAAACAACGUUUAAAAAUUAAAAGCAAUCUAAAGCACUCGGCUUACAAAUCUCGGGAGAUAAUCAAUCGCAAAAGCAGGGCUUCGCUAAAAAUUGAAGGAAAGUCUACAAAUAAAGUAAAUUUCAUUGAAUUUAAUAAAAGAAACGAAACUGCAUUAAAAGAGCAUAAAAUACCUGUUGCGUCAACCAGAAGAGCGUCAAGUGAAAUCUUAAAAUUUAGUUCACCACACUCAGUAAGUGAUAUUUCAGCUCAUAUUAAGUCGGAGGGCAAUUACAAAGAGCACCCAAUUGAAAGUAUCACACAUACGAAAACAAGAGAAUCCUCCGUUUUUGGUUACAAGCGUUUACCAAAUGGUAAUGUAAUGCCAAAAAUACAAAACAGACACAGCAAUUUAACUUUCAGUGUACAAAACUGUAUGUGUUGCAAUAGUACUGCUUGCACGAGUGACGUCACAAAAUCUGACUUUGACCUGCGCAGUAACCAUAAUUUCUAUGAGCUACAACCCGCGAAGAAAUCAUACCGUCAUGAGCAUCAUGAAACAUUUCUGAGCAACAAAACUCAACUUCUAAAGGAAACGCUUUCCACUAUGCAAUUGCAACAUCAUUUGAGCGUGCAACAGCAAGAAUUAAUACAGCAACUCCAGUUCGUACAACGGCAAUAUCUCAUGCAUCAAGGAUUUGUGAAGCCAUUGCAAUUGGACUUUCAAGCCCAGGUCAACAACUCUCCACCACCAUGUAGCAAUCCGUUCAGUCAUGAACAUCAACAAUUUCAUUUGCAACAAGAGCACCCGCAUUCAUUGGCCAGAAAAAAUGCUACAUACUACGAGUCGAAAUAUUUAUUGCAACAAGAAAUGUAUUUACAACAUGAACAAAAUUUAACAAAACCACUCUCUGAAUAUAGAGAACAGCAAAACCAACAACAACAUUACGAUGCGGCUAUUAACAAUCAAGCAGUGAGUAGCAAAAUAAAAAAUACUAACGUGAGCGAUAAUAGUAAAAAUAAUGACAAGAACAAUGACAUACCCAGUGCUUAUGACAAGACACAAUUUAUAAAGCUUAUACAAAAAACAACAUCUGAACAACACGAGCAUCAACUACUGCAAGAACAUCAAUCAAAGGAAGAUCCAUCUAGGUUCAGUUCAGAGUGUAAGUCAAUUCUAGGAGAACCGUAUAAGGAGCGGAAUGAAACCAGUUUAAGUGGUGAUUUUAAGCCUUCAAGUACUCAAUUCAUGGAAGGAAGAGAACAGCUGCAACAGGCUAGCCGCUCGAGCAGUGCGACCAGUAGUAACAUUUUUCAAUAUCAUAAGCGAAACUCUGGGUAUAAGGAGAAUGGCAGCAAUAAUAAGGUUCUUAAUAGAAAUAGAAGUACAAUACGGCAACAACAACACCAAAAAGAACUACAGUCGCAUUACAUGAGUAAAGCGUGUGCACAAGGCGACGACAGUGAUAGUACCCAACAUACCACUAAUAUUUUCCCAGAGGAUGAGUUAAUGUCGGCGGUAGCUGAAGACAAUAUGCAGGGGACGUCUAGUAAUCACCCUCUCCCCAAUGGGAGGAUGUUUAUCGACAAGCAUGAUCAAAACAAUAUGACAGCAUCGCAUAAUCAGCGUCAGCACAUGCAACAUAUCACUCAGGCACUCUGCUUAACCGCGCCAUCGCCAUCUUCCUCGCUUGACGAAGAAAACAUUGGCAGUAAUAGUCACCACUCCACAGCUAUUGAAAUGGAUGAGUUCACAUCCUGGACGAAUCCCGUAGGCCAAGUCAGCAGUAUAACUGAUGAUAUAAAUGAAUAUAUGCAAUACCAACACAGCAGCGUUGGAGGAGGAAGUAGGAGUCGUAGUAGAGGUAGCAGCAAUAGCAAUCAAAAUAGCACAUUUGACAAUGGUAGUGGCAACAGAGAUAACAUCAAACGUCAGACGCAUGAAGUUCGUAGUGACAUACAGGAUAUUAGAACCACCACGCCACCGUCGGCUAACUCACAACACCACAUACAAUCAGGACAUAAGCUAGAAACUACCCAGUCAUCCUUAUCGCGCCAAGACCUGCAACCUCAACAACAGCAGCAACCACAACAACAUUAUCAUUUGGGUCAAGGCAAAACCAACCUAGCGUCGUCUUUAAUAACACUGCCACCGCCGCUAACAAUGUCGCCAAUAACGACUUUGUCACCUGCAUCAACAGCUCCAGUAUUGGGCGUACCGUCGACACUGCGUGCAGCAGCAAUAGCGGCUGCUACUGCUGCAUCGCAUGCACAAGUACCACCCCGCAAUGCCGCCGCAGCUGUGGCAGUAGUAGCUGCAGCAGCAGCUGCUGCAACGGCUGCAAGCAGUGGCUGCGUCAGUGGUGCACCGACGACGCCAAACUUUGGAAGUCUAUUGGAUGCAAUAAGCAGCGGCAGCAGUGGGAGCAGCAGCGAUAACAAUGGCGAAUAUAAUGGCACAGACGCUUUAGCAACCAAAGCUACCACUGUUGAUAGCAAUAAAAACACUUACAGUCCAAAGAAAUACUAUCAUCCACUGUAUGCACAUGGAAUGUGUCGUUGGCCAGGCUGUGAGCUUGCGCUUAAUGAUUUCACAGCUUUCGUUAAGUAAGUAAUAGCACAUAUGGAAGUAAAAUACAUAUAAAUACAAUAAUUACUAGUGCAUAUCACAAAGAG